GUGUGUGCCAUCUUUCCGCUCCGUGUAUGCAUGCAUCCCUCUCCCCGAGCAGCUGUUUGUGUUGUGCACGCGUGCAUUUGAGACUGCACACACGCAUGGCCGUCAUCCGGGUUGCGCUCGUGCAGCAGAUGCCAGAGAGGGAGAGCGCGCCGCUAACAUCACGGUAAAUCAAAGGUGAAGCCAGGGCAGAGAGGAAAGACGCCGAGCAUGGCGUCCGCGUUCGGCUCCAGAACUCUAAGCAAAGAUGAUGUGAACUACAGGAUGCAUUUCCGCAUGAUCAACGAGCAGCAGGUGGAGGACAUCACCAUCGAGUUCUUCUACAAGCCACACACCAUCACCCUGCUCACAUGCACAGUGCUCAGCCUCAUGUACUUCGCCUUUACGCGAGAUGAUGGAAACCCUGACAAUAACGUGUGGGUGGGUCUCAUCCUGGUCAUCUCCUUUUUCUUGGUCAUCAGCGUUCUGGCCUUCCCAAACGGUCCGUUUACAAGACCACAUCCGGCAAUAUGGCGUAUAGUGUUCGGAUUGAGUGUGCUGUACUUCCUCUUCCUGGUUUUUAUCAUCUUCCUGAACUGGGAGCAGGUCAAGUCUCUCAUGUACUGGCUGGAUCCCAAUCUGCGCUACGCCAAACGGGAAGCCGACAUCAUGGAGUACGCUGUGAACUGUCAUGUGAUCACGUGGGAGCGAAUCCUGAGUCACUUCGACAUCUUCGCCUUCAGUCAUUUCUGGGGUUGGGGAAUGAAAGCUCUGCUGAUCCGCAGCUACGGCUUAUGUUGGACCAUCAGCAUCACCUGGGAGCUCACCGAGCUGUUCUUCAUGCAUCUCCUUCCUAAUUUUGCGGAGUGCUGGUGGGAUCAGGUGAUCCUGGAUAUUCUGCUGUGUAACGGAGGAGGGAUCUGGCUGGGAAUGACCGUCUGCCGCUUCCUGGAGAUGCGCACGUAUCACUGGGCCAGUAUCAAAGACAUUCACAGCACCACGGGGAAGAUCAAGCGUGCCGUUCUGCAGUUCACGCCUGCUAGUUGGACGUACGUGCGCUGGCUCGACCCAAAGUCUUCCUUACAGAGAGUCACGGGAGUCUAUCUGUUCAUGAUCAUAUGGCAGCUGACGGAGCUGAACACGUUCUUCCUGAAGCACAUCUUCGUGUUCCCAGCAUGCCAUGCCCUCAGCUGGUGCCGGAUUCUGUUCAUCGGGGUCAUCACUGCUCCUACCGUACGGCAGUAUUACGCGUACCUGACAGACACGCAGUGCAAGCGGGUCGGGACUCAGUGCUGGGUGUUUGGGGCGAUCGCUUUCCUGGAGGCGCUGGCGUGCAUUAAAUUCGGACAAGACUUGUUUUCCAAGACGCAGAUUCUCUAUGUGAUUUUGUGGCUCUUGUGUUUGGCUUUCAUCACGUUCCUGUGUCUGUACGGGAUGGUGUGGUACGCCGAGAACUACGGGCCCCGACAGAAGAGCUUCUCGGAGUGUGAGGACAGCAUUUACACGGAGCUGAGCGAUGGCGUGUCUGAAUGCAGAGGGGACUUUGAGAUGGACAGCACGACGUCCUCUUCCACCAGGAAACGGCGGGACUCGGGAAAUAACCGAAGCAUCAACGGCAUGGAGAAAUAAUGCCGUUUCUGAAAGGCUUUUAGGCGGGAACUUUUGCACAUGUGUCGCUCCUGUUAACGGAGAGAACGUCAGAUGACUGUGAUGACGAAGGAUGAGAUUGGCUCAGGUUUGGUCCAAACAUUUCAGUGGUUUGCAGCGCUGCGACACCCUUUGAAAAGGCAAUACUGUGUGUCCGUUGUUUAGUUAGCGAGCUCACUUUACCCGUUCAACUACAGAGACCGGUUAACCAAGUUAGAUCCCAAGCAGUGCUGUGCGUCAUGGUGUUUUCAGUCGCAUGCGUGACUCGCAACAGUGCUGGAUUUUACUGUAUGCAGACGGUUUCAGAUUAUAUUACUCAUAUCACAAUGUGUCUACAAAUGAUCACGUAUUAUAAAAUCAACAUGAAAUCGGAAUUGACCCUUUUUACCUUUUUAAAACGCUGAUUGUGCAUUUUGCUGGUGCAUGUUUUAAAUAUUUUCUUUUUGUGAUGUCAAUCAUAAAAAUGUAAAUAUAAAGUUGGGGUUGUUAAGAUUUUCUGAAAGAUGUCUCUUCUGCUCAUCAAGGCUGAAUUUAUUUGAUCAAAAAUACAGUAAAAAUUCUGAAACAUUAUUAGAAUUUAAAACAGCUGUUUUCUAAGUGAAUAUCUGUUAAAAUGUAAUUUAUUUCUGUGAUGCGCAGCUGUAUUUUCAGCAUCGUUACUCCAGUCGUCAGUGUCACAUGAUCUGUCAGAAAUCAUUCUAAUAUGCAAAUUUGCUGUGUACAUUUGAUACGUUUUAUUUUUCAUGAUUCUUUGAUGACUAUAAAGUUCAGAAGAACUGCAUUUGUUUGAAAUUUUGUAACAUUAUUUGUAACAUUUUAAAUGUCUUUACUGUCACUUCUGAUCACUUUAAUGCAUCCUUGAUGAAUAAAAGUAUUAAUUUCUUUAAAAACAACAACAAUCUUACUAACCCCAAACAUGCAAACGCUAAUGUACGUCAGAUAAAAAAGGUCAAAUGGUUUGCGAACAAGGUUUCGUGUUGACUUGAUGUAGUUAAGGCGCUCUGUUGUUGUGUUUUGGCCAGUAUUUCCCCCAGACUGAUUGGAUUUGCUCUAGAGUUGAAUGUUACCAGGUUAAGCUGCUUUAAAGGAAUCGUGUUAGAAAUGAAUGCAGGUUUAUCAGCCUGGAUGUCACCGAAAGCACAUGGUUUUUAGCACUUUCACAGUUUGAUGAUGUCGUACUUGAAACGCAGGGUGUUUUAUCGUGUGGUGUUUUGUUUUAGUGCGUUUCUGCUUCUCCAGUGACGUUCAACAGCUGCUGCCGUUUUCAAUGUGCUCACUAGAGAGAAGUGCGUUUAUGGAAGCUUAUUUGCACCAAAAAAAGGUAAUUUCGACUUUUUAAUCUCACAAUUCUGCCUUUUUGUAUUUUAUUUAUUUAUUUUUUUUUUUUUGUAAAGAAUUUUAAGACAUAAACAGCAAGAAAAAAAGUCAUAAAUGUGAGAUUUUAAAAAAAUUCUAAUUGUGAGAAAAAAAAUGUUUUUUUUUUUAGUCUUAUUUCAGCCACAUAACAAAGUAGUAGUAGUUGCAACUUUUUAAUCUCACAAUUCUGCUUUUUAUUAUUUUUUAUUUUUAAGAAUUGCAAGAUACAAGCAGAAUGAAAAAGUCAUAAAUGUGACAUUAAAAAAAAAUCUGAGUUGUGAGGGAAAAAAAAUGUCAGAUUUUUAUUAUUAUUAUUAUUUUUUAUUAUUAUUUUUAUUUUAUAUUUUGGUAAAAGCUCAUUUCAGCUACAGAAUAAAAAUACAAGUAAUUGCGACUUUUUAGUCUCACAAUUCUGCUUUUUAUUAUUUUUUUAAAUUGCAAGAUAUGAAUAGCAAGAAAAAAGUUAUAAAUGUGAGAUUCAUGAAUUGUGAGGGGGAAAAAAUGUCAGAUUUUUUUAUUAUUUUUUAUUUGUUUUGGUUAAAGCUUAUUUUGACAUUGGCAUAAA
This is a messenger RNA of Labeo rohita (rohu), 3544 nucleotides long. It is a transcript of the gene ptdss1a, whose product is annotated as phosphatidylserine synthase 1a. The transcript has 13 exons. The record is from RefSeq and is a predicted model, not a curated record. Lineage: Eukaryota; Metazoa; Chordata; Actinopteri; Cypriniformes; Cyprinidae. Gene Ontology annotation, molecular function: L-serine-phosphatidylethanolamine phosphatidyltransferase activity. Gene Ontology annotation, biological process: phosphatidylserine biosynthetic process. The coding region runs from base 208 to 1605 and encodes 465 amino acids.